AUGAAAAUAUACUCUAUUACUGUAUUCUCUAAAGAAGAAGAAGAGGCAGUAAAUUUAGCAGGAGAAUAUGAUCUCUCUGGUUUUGGUUUUUUUCAACGUGGAAGUGCUCAAGAGUUUAUGAAGUUUUUUUCAAAAACCGUUGCAGAAAGAACAAAACCAGGGCAAAGAUUGAGCGUUGAAGAGAACAGCCUUGCUGGAAUCAUUAUUUGUGAUAACGAAUAUCCACAACGAGUAGCUUUUUCUUUAUUGGGCAGAGUUCUUGACGAAUUUCUUAUAAAGUUUGCCCGAAAUACGUGGAAGCCACAAACAAUUUCUUAUCCCGAACUUAAAACUUACUUGAUAAAAUAUCAAGAUCCAAAAGAGGCUGAUCAAAUCAUAAAAGUUCAGGAACAAUUAGAUGAAACUAAAUUAGUUAUGAACAAGACGAUUGAAGGCCUCUUGCAACGUGGCGAAAAAUUGGAUGACCUUAUUGAUAGAUCUCAAGAAAUUUCAUUUCAAUCAAAAGCAUUUUAUAAACAAGCGAAGAAGACAAAUAGUUGCUGCACUAUCUCAUGA
Cetraspora pellucida is the source of this 555-nucleotide messenger RNA. The record is from the annotation of a GenBank genome assembly. Lineage: Eukaryota; Fungi; Glomeromycota; Glomeromycetes; Diversisporales; Gigasporaceae.